Messenger RNA from Arvicanthis niloticus (Nile rat), 358 nucleotides. Its product is annotated as sec1 family domain-containing protein 2-like. The record is from RefSeq and is a predicted model, not a curated record. Lineage: Eukaryota; Metazoa; Chordata; Mammalia; Rodentia; Muridae.
GCUGUGACUCUGCAAUUAACCUGACAUUGCCCAAAUCCCAAAGUGCUGUGAAUGAUGUCUUCUUGGCUCUACGGGAGAUUGCUGGAGCUAGGAAUCUCAUGAGACAGUUUAAGUCUGUAUAUGUUCCUGGAAAUAAUACCCAUCAGGCGUCCUACAAGCCACUGCUGAAGCAGGUUGUGGAAGAAGCAUUUAGUCCUGAGAAGCCAGAUCCCACUGACAUUGAACACAUGUCUUCAGGCCUCACUGAUCUCCUUAAAACUGGAUUCAGCAUGUUCAUGAAGGUGAGCCGGCCCCAUCCCAGUGACCAUCCCCUCUUGAUCCUCUUUGUGGUGGGCGGCGUCACAGUCCGCUGAAGCCA